CUUCAUAGAGGAUCAUAGAGCGGAGUAUCUUUGGUUACUUUUGUGUUUGAAAUUCACCGAGGAAAUGCCUGAGCCGAAACCAACAGCCAAGAAGGGCGCCAAGAAAGCAUUGGCGAAACCGGCUGUUGGCAAGGCGGGCAAGAAGCGCAGGAGGUCAAGGAAGGAGAGUUAUGCCAUCUACAUCUACAAAGUGAUGAAGCAGGUUCACCCUGACACCGGCAUCUCCUCCAAGGCCAUGAGCAUCAUGAACUCGUUCGUGAACGAUAUAUUCGAGCGCAUCGCGGGCGAGGCUUCCCGCCUGGCCCAUUACAGCAAACACUAA
Amblyraja radiata (thorny skate) is the source of this 322-nucleotide messenger RNA. Its product is annotated as histone H2B-like. The transcript has a single exon. The record is from RefSeq and is a predicted model, not a curated record. Gene Ontology annotation, molecular function: protein heterodimerization activity; structural constituent of chromatin; DNA binding. Gene Ontology annotation, cellular component: nucleosome. NCBI's taxonomy places the organism in Eukaryota, Metazoa, Chordata, Chondrichthyes, Rajiformes, Rajidae. Bases 65 to 322 code for a protein of 85 amino acids.